AAGAAGGAUCCAAAAACUAAUUCGACUGAAAUUGCUUCGAUGUUAAAAGCUGAGUGUGAAAAAGAAGUAAGUACCAAAACUGUACGUAGGGUAUUGAAGGAUGCCGGUUAUUCUGCCCGUGCAGCACGAAGAAAGCCCUACAUCAGUAAAAUAAACCAAAAGAAAAGAGUGGAAUUCGCGAAAGAGUUUGUUACGAAAGAUACUGAUUUUUGGGAAAAGAUCAUGUUUUCAGAUGAAAGUAAGUUUAAUAUUUUUAAAUCUGACGGCAGAAUAUUAGUAUGGCGAAAACCCAACACAGAGAUGGACGAACUGAAUCUGCAAGCCACCAUGAAACAUGGGGGUGGUGGUUUAAUGGUGUGGGGAUGUAUGGCAUCAUCGGGUGUAGGAGAACUUAUAUUCAUUGAUGAGAUAAUGGAUAAAUAUGUAUAUUUAAAUAUACUCAAGCAAAAUCUUUUGAAAAGUACUCAAAAAUUAAACCUCCCCAGGGAUUUCUAUUUUCAGCAGGAUCGAGAUCCUAAACAUAUGGCGUAUAUUGUUCGUCAGUGGAUAAUAUAUAAUACUGCCCACACAUUAAACACACCACCUCAAAGUCCCGAUAUGAAUCCCAUUGAGCACGUGUGGAACGAAUUGGAAAAAAGAAUUAGGAAACAUAAUAUCACAAGCAAGUCUGAACUGAAGAAAGUUCUUCUGCAGGAAUGGAGCAAUAUUGUACCUGAAUUCACUAAAAAAUUAGUCCACUCGAUGCCCAGAAGAUUAAAGGAAGUCCUUAAAAGAAAAGGACUGCCAACAAAAUAUUAGAAGUUUAUUAUGUAAUUAGUUAUAAGCGUAAAUAUUCUACUGUGCCAAUAGUUUUGUCCACCCAUAAAAUGUUCAAAAAAUAUAUUUUUGUUAUUAUUUUGCGUAUUAUUUUAUUUAUAUUGUUGCUCUUGUUAUGUAAUAAACUAGAAUAGAUAAUAAAUAAAUACGUCAAAAAGUUUUUUGUUUAAAUCAAUUUGUUUAGUAGUUAUAAGCAUUUCUAUCAUAACAAUCAUGCUGUGCCAAUACUUUUGUCCAGCACUGUAUAUUUAAAACAUAAUGGAACCUAAUCGAUAAUUAUUUACAGAGCUGCUGCUAUUUUGGACUUCGAUGACUUUUUCAUGUAUUGUAUUCCCAUGCUGUGUGUAAUGUAAGUUUUAGUUUGGUUUUAGUUUGUCAGAUAGUUGCAAAAAUCUGUCUGUACCACACAGUGAAUUCUGCCUACAGUCGUGCAUCCGUGACAGCGUAUGCGUUGAUAUUGGUUUGCAGCCGCCAUAUCGCAGCCUGAUAUUCAACUCGGAUCUAUUUCUUGUCUUUUGUUUAUAGUUCAUACAGAUUCGAUAUGGCUGACAGUGAUAUUGGCAAUUACAACGGAAAAUGUUGACCUUUACAACAUAUUGAAAAAUCAUUGAAAUCCAGGAUGGCAGCUACUCUUUAAAUAUAUAAUUACUACCUUACUUAACAAUAUCUAGCAAGAGCAUUUAAAGGACGUGGAAUUCUCGGGAGAUACUGCUCUAUUUUUUAUUUAUUCCUAUAUCAUUAAUAUUUAUUAUUAUUCUUAUGGACAAUGCAAGAACUGCCAAAUGAGCCACAUGAGCAUAAUACGGACCAAGCAAACCAGCAGCCACAGCCACAACUUUCUACACAAGUAGAUAGCGAUAGUAUUCCUGUGGAUCCUGUCAAAAAGGAGGCAUAUGAUCGCCUAGAAGUAUUUGUAAAGGCAUUUGCCAAGGAAUUUACAAAUACAUUAUCGAACUACGAAAAUGAGAUAAGUGUAUCAUCAAAAACUAAUGAAACACCGAAAAAAGAAAUGGAGAAAACAUCAGUACAACUUAUAGGGCAGGUUAAUCAAUUGGCAUCAUAUGUAGCAAGUUCAUCCAUUAGAGCUUCAAAAUAUUUUAUUAAGAGAUGUCAUAAAAAAAAAGCCAAGAGAGUUGUUGACGUGUUUGAAGGUAUGGGAAAAGACGAAUUAGAAAAUAUGUUGGCAGAAGCUGCUGGUAAGAUUUUUUACAAAUAUCAAAUUUUGUUUAUUAUGAUCACUGAUACUGACGGCUAUUGGACAAGAGGAAUGCAAAAGGUAGCAGCAGAGGCCAGUAGAAGAGCAAUAAAUCAUAUUAAUCAGUAUAAAGAGAAUAAUCCAAAUAUGAAUAUCUCUGUUGACUUAAUAACUAAUGGUGCAAUGAUAGGUGAAGAUAUACAAAGUUUUAUGAUGAAAAAUAUUUCAAAAGCUUCUGAAAGUCUUAAAAGUGGACGUACAAUUAAAAUAUCUGAUCAAAAAUGCAAAACUUCAGAAGUGUACAAAAAUCGAGUAAAAACGGGUGUUGAUACUGCUGGUAAAUACUAUAGUAAAAAAGGCAAUGGUAGCAAUUCAACGAAGUCAGAGGACACAUCAGGAUUGACAGAGAUAUUAAAUGAGGACUGUCAAGAAGUAGUAGAACAACCUGAGGAAGAAUCCAUUUUAUCAUUAGAGGAGGUGAAAGAAAAAGUAAAAGAAAUAUUAAAGUCAAUUAAGAAUGAAUGUUUACAAACAAGAAUGAUGGAAGCUAUAGAACAUGUUCGUGAAACGGUUGAUAUAAUUGUUCAUAGACCAGAAAAUAGUCAGACAAAACAAGGAAUUUAUCACAAAAUGAUACAUCCAGUAGCGUGGUUCACUGGAAGAGAUAACGAGCUACAUUAUUUACAUGAUAAAUUACAAAGUGAAGGUGGAAAAAUGACUGCCGUUACUGGUUUGGGAGGAGUAGGCAAGACUGAACUAGUUAGAAAAUAUGCUAGGGAAUAUGCUCAACACUACGAUAACAAUGUUAUAUGGAUAACAUCUGAAACGCAACAUGAUUUAGCAGAAUCGUUUACAACAUUAGCAGAUGAAAAGUUGAAUAUACAGAUCAGCAAAAAUAGAAAUGGAAAUAACCAAAAAAAACAAAUUGAUCAUAUUGUUGAAGAAGUUUAUAUGUACUUUAGCGAGAUGAAAAGUCUUUUUAUAUUCGACAACGCUGAAGAGUACAAAGUUAUUAAACACUUUUUACCAACCUCUUUACCUCCUCAUGCUGCAAUACCUUACAUUUUAAUCACUUCUCGUAAUCGGAAUUGGUAUAUAGGUGAUGAAGGUCAAAUACAUGUAAUGCCAUUAAAAGUCUUUACUCAGGAAGAAGCUACAAUGUUUAUUAAAAAUUCCAUACAAAUAGAAGAUGGUUUACAAGAGGGAGACAUAGAAGAGUUAACAGAAAGAUUACAAUACUUUCCACUAGCCUUGAGGCAAGCAGUUGGAUAUAUCAAUCAAGAGAACGAAGAGUUCAAUGAAAGAGGGAGUGAAAAAUUUAAGAUAAGUGAUUAUUUGAAAAAACUUGAUGAAAACACAAUGGAAUUAUUUAACAAGGAUAAUUUCGAUAUUAGUAACAGAUAUACUGUAGCAAUUGCAAAAACUUGGGUAACUACCUUAGAAAAGAUAAAAGAAGAUCUAAACCAUGGCAUGAAAGCUAUAGAUGUUUUAAAUGUCAUGGCCUAUCUUGCUCCUGACCAGAUUCAUGCAAGCAAAAUGUUUGAUAGUGGUAGCGUUAAGCUAUGCUAUAAAUAUUCGAUGAUUGACUCAAAAAAAGGGGGAGUGGCAUGUAUUCACAGAUUAGUACAGGAAGUAAUAAGACUAAUGUUAAAAUACGAAGAAAGAGAAGAGAAAGUUAUAAAGAAUACUCUAACAUUAAUAGGAAAUAAUGGAAAUAUAUCUAAGGAGAAUAUAAGUCACGUUACUUCUGUUUGGAGCUAUGCAAGUGGAUAUAGCAAUUUAAUUCAUGAAUUUUAUUUCAAUUUUAACUCUAUUCCUACUUACAAUUAUAAUAACACUACCCUUUUGCACUUGCUCGCUGAAAAUGGCUAUGAUAAAGCAAUUAAGGCUAUACUAGACGUGGUAAAACUAAUGAAAGAAAGCUAUUCAGAAUUUAGUGAGAUUAUUGAUGCUACGGAUAACUAUAACAGAACUCCUUUAUAUAUGGCUGCUGAAAAUGGUCACGCAAGUGUUGUUAAACUAUUUGUAGAUAAGGAAGCAACAAUUAAUAUUCAGUCCACUAUUGUUUACAAUUCCCUAAGUACAAAAAGGGCUUCAGCCUGGACACCAUUACAUGUUGCUGCUUUUAACGGCUACUCAGAUAUCGUUGAAAUUCUUAUCAAUAAGGACGAAGAUCUGGUUGAUAUUGAAGAUAGUAUUGGCAGAACAGCAGCAGUUUUGGCUGCUUCCAGUGGCCAGAUAAAUGUUCUUGAAAUUCUAGAGCCUAAGCCAUAUGAUGUAUAUUUAUUGCAUGCUAAGUUACGUGCUGCUAGAAAAAGUGGCAACUUAGAAGAUUUCGAGAAGUUUUUAGAAAGCCUUGAAGAACGUCGACUACGGAAAAUAGUAAAUAGGAAAUUAGGAGAAUGGACGCCUUUGCAUUUGGCUGCAUUUGCUAAUUGGCUAGACAUUACAAAAAUUCUUAUACAGCAUGGUGCCAAAAUUGAGGACGAUAAACCUAGCUUCACACCCUUACACUCUGCCUCUUCCAAUGGUCAUUUAGAUAUAAUAAAAUAUCUUAUAGAAGAGAAAGCAGAUCCUAAAGCUAUUAACGACGAUGGUUGGACAUCAUUGCAUGCUGCUGCUCAAAAUGGCCAUCUGCAUGUUGUAAAAUAUUUUAUAGAUGAACGUAAAAUUGAUGUAGAUAUUUUUGAUAACGCGCGUGCUACACCUUUGCAUACAGCUGCUUUUCAUGGAAAACUUAAUGUUGUCGAAUUUCUUUUAACAAGAAACGCAAAUAUUAGAGCAGUUAAUAUAUUUGGAGCAACACCUUUAUUUCUAGCUGCUAUAAACUACAACCGUGAUGUUCAGGACUUCUUGCUAAGGCAAGAUGUAACGUUGGUUAACAAUAGCAAUGAUCAAACACUUAUUGGCAGGCUUAACAUUUCACUGUUACAUGUUGCUGCCGCAUAUAAUGAUGAACAAAUGAUUGAAGAUUUGAUAAAUAAAGGUGUAGACAAGGAUAUUGGCAAAGAUACUUUCCUAACUCCAUUAUACUUGGCUACAUUUUUUGAUAGUUUGGAAGCUAGAGAGUAUUUAAUUACUAGAGGGGCUGCUACUGAUACGUCUAUAAAGAUUUCUUCUAUAAAAAAAGUCCUUGAAGAAACAAUAGGAAAUAGUACUUCGGAAUCUUAUAAUAUGCUUAAUUAUGUUAGCACGUUGUUUAAUUUCCUUCCUGAUAUCGAAGGAAUAGCAAUAAAUAUGUUGGAGAGUUUUAUUGAAUCUAAACGUAAAGAAAAUCCCAUAUUUGGACGGCUAAUAGAUAGCUUAAAGAUAUUUAUAGAGGAAAGGAAAAAUCCAGAUUUAGAUCUUCCCUUGCAUGCAGUACCUUCUACAUAAGAAGUUGGCAUUAAUUCUAAAGAUGGUGAUGGAUAAUAGGGGGAUUUCGAGUCAGUGGAGUAUUUAGCGUAGGUAAGAAGCCUCUUGAAACCUCCCCUGAGGAACCGUAUCAGGCAUCGGUGUUCGCGGCGGUCCGCCGUUUAAUCUAAACACUUCCCCGACAUCGAACCGUCGAUGACUGGUUUUAAUCAGUCGUCAGAAAAACCUCAAGAGGUUGAAAUCCGAGAUUUCGGUAGCUUUCGUCACAUAAAACAUUCAAGCAAACGAACUUGGCUGGUUUUUUGUAAGACCAUCUAUAGCCAUCUUCCUACUCUAAUAAGCCAUAGAUAAGAAAAUAGAUGUUAAUAUAUACUUUUAAUUUGCUGUUUUGUAUAAGCAAUAUGUGAAAUCGUUGAAUAACUGUGUACGAUAGUGCUUAGUAAGUUUUAUGAGACACCUAAAAUGCAUACAUUACUCAUAAAGUUAACUGAUAAAGAAACAGUUUUAAAAAAUAAGCAAGAUGAAAUGAAUAAUGCAAGGCAUGUAGGUGUUACGAAAACAGAGCAUGAGAAACAAGUUCACAGUAAUGUUUUCAAUCAUAUUGUUACGUCCGGUCCAAAGUAAGCACAGAAAGCAAACUAAAAAUAUACAAAAUAAUCGUAAAACCAAUCUGGACAUACGGAAUUCCACUAUGGGGAACAGCAGCAAUGUGCCAUAUAACCAAAAUCGAAACAAUGCAAGCCAGAAUCCUUAGAACGAUAGUAAACGCCCCGUGGUACGUUAGAAACGAGGACAUACGGAAAGACCUGGGACUACCAACGGUCAAGGAGGAGAUUACCAGACUCGCAAGAAGGUAAAGAGAAAGAAUAGAAACACACCCGGACCAGCUGGCAGCGGAAACGAACAACACAACAAACAUCGCAAGAAGACUAAAAAGGAAACACCCGAUAGACCUCAUAAACGAUAUAACCUUGCAAACCCGAAGAUGGCACCCCGCUGGGGGUAGCCACCCACAUGCUAUAUUUUAUUUUUAUAUUUUUUUUUUUUUCCCAAUAAAUAGGAUAUAAUACCUUACCAAAUGUCCUUUAGGACAAAUUGUAAAAAAGAAAGAAAAAGAAGAAAAAAAAGACUGUUACGUUCGGUGACUCAUCUCACAUCUCAAUCCACACCAGGGACCAGGCCACUCACAUCGCGGGCAAGAUGGCAGCCAGAUGUCUACACAUUCUUACUGGGUACCCUCAAUAGGAUUUUCAUAGUUAAGGUCCUUCAAACCAAAAAAUUUCAAGUGUCCUUUACAUUUAUUGUUUACUACGAGAAGAUACGGGUAAGUUGGUUUUUCUCACGUUCCGUAUCUUCCGUUAGCAACUUUCUCUCGAGGGUGGCUAAGACCCUUAGCUCCACCAGACUUAGACUCCGCCAAGCUUCUUAUUAUCCAAUCAAAAGCAAUGUCUAUCGCCCUCACUUUCCUAGCCAAAAUUGUCCUUAACGAAUCAGCUCAUUUCGUGUCCUUAGACACACCCGUCACUAACUUUUCACCGCCGCAUGAUCGUCACUAAACUUCAUUUAUUCUCUAUCUUUAGAAUAGUCAACAUCUCUUUAUCGAGUUUCUACCCUUAGACCAGUCGCGUACUCAACUUAUGCGUACGCACCAGUGUCACUGGCUUCUAUACAAAGUCGUUAUAUUAUACAAUUGUAAACUUGUCAUUUAUACGUACUACUUCAGUGUAUAUUCAAUUGUGAUUA
This is a messenger RNA of Bombus pascuorum, 7108 nucleotides long. RefSeq lists its product as uncharacterized. Lineage: Eukaryota; Metazoa; Arthropoda; Insecta; Hymenoptera; Apidae. Gene Ontology annotation, molecular function: ADP binding; protein binding. The transcript is spliced from 2 exons. The record is from RefSeq and is a predicted model, not a curated record. Bases 1583 to 5386 code for a protein of 1267 amino acids.